CUUGAUUAAUUUUAGUUGGUGGUUUCUUUAAAUCCCUCCUUUUCCACUUUUUGACUUUCAUUUUUAAAAUUGUUGCAAUCUUACUCCUUCAAAAAUAUCCCUAUUUCUGUUCUUAUUAUAAUGGACCCCUCAAAUUUUCAGAAUCUCUAAACAUUAAUACACUUACUGAAUGAUCUAACAUCCACCCAUUUCAGAUUUAGGAUUUUUGGGAAUUGGGUUGUUUUUUUAACAGGUAAUUAAUUGAUUGUUGAGCUCUUAAGUAGAAGAAUAUCAAACUUUCCAGAUUCCUUCAUCGCCUACUUUUUUUACAGAUCAGGAAAUGGGGUCAUUGCAAGGACCUGUUGUUUGUCCGUCGAUUCGUGCAAAGCAGGUGGUUGUUUACCAAGUACCCAUUAAUAAUGCUUUGAUGAAGAGUGCUAUGAUCAAAAGUACAUUUUGGGGCUAUAAUCACUUGCGACAACGAACUUCUAAAACUGGAUUGCUUGCUCGCCCAAUGAAUAUCCAAAGGCGUGGUACUGUUCAAUGUACCUACAGUUCGUCCUCUAACGGAAGUGGUAGCAGAGCAGAAAACUUUAAGGAGAAUGAUGAGGAUUUUGUCAACUCCAGUGUUAUUGAAGCUGUUGAGGUGAAAAGUGGUACAGAUGGUUUCACAAUUAAGAUGAGAGAUGGCAGGUUCUUAAAAUGUGUUCAUAACAGCCCUCAAGGCGGUCACCUGCCAGAUUAUGCACCACAUCCGGCAAUUGUCCUUAAGAUGGAAGAUGGAACUGGGCUUCUUCUACCAAUAAUCGUUUUGGAGAUGCCUAGUGUGUUGCUGAUGGCUGCUAUUCGUAACGUACAUAUUGCUAGGCCAACAAUGUAUCAGGUUAUAAAGGAUAUGAUUGAGAGGAUGGGAUAUACAGUCAAACUUGUGCGUGUAACUAAGAGAGUCCAUGAAGCAUAUUUUGCUCAGAUAUAUCUUAAAAAGGCUGAUAAUGAAGAUGAAUGUAUCAGCUUUGACUUACGUCCUUCAGAUGCAAUCAAUAUUGCUGUAAGAUGCAAGGUGCCUAUACAAGUCAACAGGAAUUUGGCUCAUAGUGAUGGAAUGAAGGUUGUUGAAUCUCCAAAGACGUCUGUGGGACCUGCAUCAGAUGUCUUGUCAUUUACAGAAUUGGAUCAGCCUAGUGGUCAGCCAUGUAUAGAGACAACUGAAUUCAACUUGUUGCGCAACAUGCUUAAUGCUGCUUGUGAGGAGCGCUACCAAGAUGCGGCGCAAUGGAGGGACAAACUUACCCAAUUUCGAGCUAAAAGGAACUGGGCUUGACAGCGUGUUUGCUACUCUCUUUCCAUUUUCUCUACCUAUUACUCCCUCUCAACAUGCUACUGUCCAUUAUGGUAAGAAGCAAAGAAGGGACAUGCGGCAAUUUUAAAAGGAUGGAGGGAGCAUGAAACUUAAGAGUUAGGAUGUGGCUUAUUUAAACUAGAAAUGUGGCCUAUUAUUAAGCAUGUGCGAUAGGCUAGAUAAGGGUUGUGUCGUGCUUAAAUAAAAACGGGCCAAGCCUUAAGAAAUAGGAGUAGAAAAUGGGCUCAAGUGGGUUGGGCUUUAUUCAACACGGCCUAGCCCAUAUGUGAUAGUAUAUGGUUAUUAAAAUCUGCUUCUCAUUUUCUUUAGAAAUUUAACCUUCAUUUUGUCAAAUUGAUGAAGCUGAAACAUAUUGCUUAAUAGUCUGAACCAUAUAAUAUAACAUAUACUAUAUGCUUCAAACUUGGACAAUAUUACCUUUGAUAAUUUGGUCAAAUUCUGUACUUUUCUUAUUUUUGUUCUUCCUUUGCUUGACAAAAAAGUCGUGCCAAGAAAAACUCGACCUUUUGUUUUCUAGUAACCAUGCAAUUUAGUGAAUGUUGGGAGGGUUUUUGAGCAUGAACCAGGUUUGUGAUAUUUCUGUGAGGAGUGAUUAGAGAACACGAUGAAACAUUUUGAACAAAAAAAAAGGACGAAAGUAAGAUAUUUCAUACCAUAAUCAGUGAAAUUAUUUUUCAAACGCAAUUUGGUAGUGUAAUCCUAAGUAGUCUAAACUAUCAUAAUUCACAAAUUGUUAAAUGAAGUCUUUAAAAACUUAAUGAAGGCUCGUUUAAGCCUUGAACCAUUUAAAGCUUGGUCCAUCCAAAACCCUCUAAAUAAAGCGUCGGAUAGGGGCUUAAUGGGCCCCAGUCUGUUGCACACUUCUCCCUAAUUAUUAAAGGAUAGAGAUCGGAGGGAUGAUUUGAUAAGAGUAUGUGGGUUCCCUUGUGUGCCUAUAUAUAGUUAAAUUGGAUGGAGAAGGAAAAGGGAAAGGGAAAGCGAGUGGGAUCAGUUCCUUCAUUGGAAUAAAGGACUAGGAGAAGGAAAGAGAGUGAUCCAUUUCUCUUUUGAAUAAACACUACGUUUCCAAUAUUGGAUAAAGAUUUGGAGGUGUAUCCCUUAUUCGAUGGCAUAUUCUUUUAUUUCAGAUUAUAAUAGAAAUUAUUAAUAUAAUUCGUUUAAUCAUGUGUACUUAUUUAUGUUAAGUUGCUACUAAUGGUCAUUUGAAGACAACCUCUUUGUUACCAUUAACAAGGGGUAAGGUAGCUUACGUACAGGGGAGCCGUUUUAUGGCGUUGUAGAAAUGAAAUGUUGGAAAUAUUUGGUGGGAAAAUAGAGUUUAUCUUUGUCUUCUAGUUCCUCUCACUUCUAGUUUUACUAUUUGGACAAAGUAAUCGCAUGCAUUCUUAUUGUGAUCAAGAAAUUUUCAAGAAAAAAUUCGUAAUUUAUCGAGGAUCAAUUCUUGCAGGAACAAAAAUUGUACACUGUAGAUAAAUUAAUGAAGCUGAAGAUGUUGUUGAUUUCUCAAGUGGAGCAUCGGUUCUAGCAUGCUUUGUUUACGUUGUAAUUAUAUAUGUUAAGUAUGUGAAUAGUAGUAUAGAUGAUGAACGAUUUUUUACUCUAAUGCAAAUGGAACUUACGAGCUAGCAAUUAGCACUGUCCUUGUGCUGCAAUGUCGACUUUAGUGCUGUGCAUAUGGGUUCUCGUAUGAGCUCGAUACUUGUAUUUGCUCGGUGAAUUAUGCAGGACAUAGUUUGCGUUGAUGCGGGCUAUGAAAUUAGGGUAAAUAUCAUUGUGUGUUAUGCUUUGAAAAUCAGUUAAUGUUACCUUUAGUACACAAUUUGCUCUUUCC
Molecule: messenger RNA, 3170 nt
Organism: Amaranthus tricolor (Joseph's coat)
Lineage: Eukaryota; Viridiplantae; Streptophyta; Magnoliopsida; Caryophyllales; Amaranthaceae
Product: bifunctional nuclease 2
Exons: 11
Coding region: 320-1300 (326 amino acids)
Biological process (GO): protein ubiquitination
Cellular component (GO): nucleus; VCB complex
Molecular function (GO): nuclease activity
Source: RefSeq, a predicted model, not a curated record